AUGAGGAGUAUAUUGGAAGAGGCGACUUUGGAAACGCGCAGCAUGCCUCUCGAAAAUCGACCGCGACUUCCCCGCAUACCCCUAAGCAAGCGAAAUCGGGCUGUCGUGAGGGCUCUUAACCCAAUGCUGGUAACCUAUUUGGAAGCCAGCCGGGACCUUUGCGAGACGGACUCAGUUCUUUUUGGCGCCGCAGUGGCAGCUUGCCGUAUUAUUGGCGCCAAACUUCCCAUGGCUGGACGCGCUACUAAACAAAGUAGCGCCAUCCCUGGAGAAAAAGAAUUGAGGACCGUAUCGCAAAGGCAAGGGCCCUUAUCGGCAGACUGA
Parnassius apollo (apollo) is the source of this 324-nucleotide messenger RNA. Lineage: Eukaryota; Metazoa; Arthropoda; Insecta; Lepidoptera; Papilionidae. The record is from the annotation of a GenBank genome assembly.